Molecule: messenger RNA, 4332 nt
Organism: Symbiodinium sp. CCMP2592
Lineage: Eukaryota; Dinophyceae; Suessiales; Symbiodiniaceae
Source: the annotation of a GenBank genome assembly
AUGGAAGAGGCGUUCCUGGAAGCUCGCAGAGAAGGCAUGCUGAAGGCUAUGAUUCGGUCUUCCUUGGUGCUUUCCGUACUGCUGCUGGUUCAGAGUGCAUAUUUGACUCAGUCUUUCUUGGCCGGUGACCUUGCCAUUCCAGGUCUGAGGGAGGUGCUCAUCCACCGAGUCACAUGCAGCGGCGCACUUCUCAUGGCCUUGGUCGUAGUAGCGAGCCUUGGCCUGGUGCAGUGCCUCGCCGCCUCGGCGAGAACCCUCGAGAGGUCCAUAGCUUUCACGGUCCCGGUGAUCAUCUUCGCUGUGCCACACAUUGACUACCACUACGUGUCGAGGAUGCAUGGGCUAGCCGAAGAGUUUUUCAUGAGCCCGGACAACCCGGACUGUUACAACUAUGGCUCAGAUUCCAGGUUGAUGCUCUCGUGGAUUUCGCUGCUGACAACUGCACACUUCUUCCUGAACGUGCGGUGGUUCAUGCUGAUCCCAACGCAGCUGGCAGGAGUGCUCACCUAUGUCGUGUGCGCCGUCCUCGGGAGUCCAGAAGGAUUGGCCGAACUGAUAGUGAUAGUGGAUCCCGAGUCUUGGUAUAUCUUGGACAGAUGGUUUCCUGUACAGCAAGAUGGCAUCACAGCUGCACGAGAGAUGCCCGGAGAUGCUACCGGAAAGAAUGCCGAGAAGACCUUCCCGGUGAGGGUCAAUCUUUUUCGGAUGAACUGGACCAAGAGCAUCCACCAGUAUGAGUAUGAUCUUCCGGAUCCACAGACCUCCGCAGAUUCUGAGCGAAAGCUGCUUGAGAGAGGAUGGUCCGACAUGAAGAAACAUUUAGUUCAUUUUGUGAUUUGGCUGCCUGGUCGCAUCUUUUCUCCCACGAAGGUGGAGGGCUUCCCGUUGAAGGUACGCGACGAGAACGGCAAGCCCGUGCAACUGGAUGUUUGCCAUGUGGCCGAAAUCACUGCGCAGAAGAUCCAAGACGGAUACAUGGGCUCGGCUUCUAUAGUUGGGCAGUACAUUGCUGACCAGCUAGCGGGGCAACGCCGAAUACAGAGGGUUGGCAAGCGCUUUUACAAGAACGAUUGCCAACAGGUCAAAGGACACCACAGUGUAAUCAGCGCAUUUUGCGUGAAUCUUGCCAGGCUGGGUAGUGCUGGGCCCUUACUGCAAUUGGAUGUCUUGCACAAGCCGGCCAGCGCCAAGAACAUAGUGGAAGUCUUGAAAGGUGCCAUGGAAGGCACAGAUAUCUUUCAGCCAUUUCCGGAAAUCAGGGCCGAAUGGCUGCGAUUCUGUGUGUCCGCCACCGUUGUGACGAACUACAACUUCCGCGUGUACAGGAUAAAGCAAGUGCAUUUCAACAUGAACCCUUUCGACACCUUCACGUAUCAUCAGCGAGGCGGGGGUGACGGGGAGAAUGUCGAAAUUACUUAUGCGAAGUAUUUGGAAACCUUCUACGAGAAGUCUGUAACCUUCAAAGGCCAGCCUCUCUUGGAAGCUUAUCCAGAAAAGGCCAAGGAGAAAGUGUUCUUGCUGCCAGAGUUUUGCUGUCCUACGGGUGUGACAGACGAGAUGCGCCAGGAGAAGAGCCCCCUCAGUGAGGUUCUGAAGCAGAUCAAAGUCUCUCCACAGGAGAGGCACAAUGUUAUCGUGAGGCACGGCGCGGAAAUGGAGAAUGAACUGCCUGAAGCGCUCAAUGCCUGGGGCUGUCAGUUGGGACCACCCACAGAGACUCUCGAGGUGGAAGCAAGGCAGCUAGAGACUUUGCAGGUGGGUUUCAAUGACAAGAAGAUCUACGCUAUUGAGGAAGGUAGCUUUGCUCGGUCUCUGAGGAACGGCGUGCAGUGUCCUGUGACAAUCGAACGGUGGCUACUGUUCUAUCCACAGACGGAUGAGCCAGUAUUGGAGAUUUGGUUGCGGUCACUGCGAGAUGUUGCGAGGGUUGCAUUCGGCUGCAAGCUGGAGGAGCCAACCAAGGUUUGCUGCAGUGACCAGCACGGGGAGCUAAAGGCAAAGAUCGAGGAGUACAUUAACCCAGACACCCAGCUGAUGAUGCUGCUCAUCCCGAACAAGGACGUGAGGAAGGUGUACCAUUCCUUCAAGCAAAUGGCAUGCGACCGAUAUCCUUGCAUCUCGCAGGUUGUGCGCAGCGACACCAUCCGCAAGCGCCAGUCCAUUGGCUCCAUCCUCCACAAGGUGGUCCAGCAGAUCAACGCGAAGUUCUGUGGGCCCUUGUGGCAAAUCAUCCCCAAGGAUUCAGAGGAUACUGCCUUCACGGAUUUUAGGAAGCGUCCUUUCAUGAUCUUUGGCAUUGAUGUCUAUCUCACCUUCGAAGGGGCCCGAUGGCUCGGGAUCUCUGCGACUUUGGACAAGGUAUUCUCUCAGUACUACUCCAUGGCAGCCGAGUUGGAGAAGGGAUCCGUGCAGCGGUGGAGAACCAGCUUGUCAGUUGAACUGCAGCGCCUCUUCCGUGAUGCACUCAAUGCUUUCAUGGACUGCAAUGAUGGCAUCCUGCCGGAAACCAUUGUUGUGUACCGUGCAUCGGUGAACCAGGAAGAAUGGCCCCUGGUUGAUGCCAUAGAGCUGCAAGCGCUGGUGCAAGUAGUGAAUGCGGUUGCCAAGUUUCAGAAAGGCUACGCACCCAAAAUUGUGAUUAUCGGCAUCGCAAGGAAGACUGACAUGCGGAUCUUCAGGGGUGACAAGGAGAACAUCAGAAACCCUGAGCCAGGUACUGUUGUGGAUGAUCCUGCAAUUUGUCCUGGUCCCACUCCCGAGUUCUUCUUGCUCAGCCAGGCCAUUGCCAAAGGGAGCGCUGUCCCAACGCACUAUACGGUAUUGAUCAAUCGAGCUGACUUGCCGUUGCAGCUGAUCGAGAACCUCACAAACCGGCUCUGCCUUAUGUACUACAACGUUCCAAACGCUGUGCGUGUGCCGGCUCCUGUCCUUUAUGCCAACAAGAUUGCGGCCUUCUGCGGCAAUGUGAUCAAGAAGCCACCAAGGCCGCGCCUUCAGCGAUUCACCUACGCCCACGCACGACCUGGUCACGACCUGAGCGUAGCGGACUUCUCUUCUGGGCGUCGCCAAGCAAUGUCAGAAAGUGAUAAUCGGAACGAAAUGCCAGCGGUCACGGCCCUGGCGUCCCUGGCCAAGCGGCAGUUGGAGAAUCAUGAGCGCCAUCAGCGGCUGCAGCUGAUCUCCGAGAGGGUCGCACGCUUUGAGAGCGACUUCAAGCUGGAGCAGGCCUGGCGUGAUGGGAGUACAGCUUCGCCGACCACUGUUGUCCAUGCUGGAGACCUGCUGAAGCUGACGAACUUGUCCGGCUGGUCCUCCCUCCAUUUUGUGGCCCUCAGCCCUCUGAGCCACGCCUUUCUCCAGAUGUUGCAGGAGCACUGGCUUAUCGAGGCCAGACAGCUCAGUUUCAACCCGAAGAACCUGAUUGGGCGUGGAAACUACGGAGUGAUACUUGCCGGGGAUCUACUUGGGAUGCCAGUUGCGGUAAAGCUGCCUCUGGCGAAUGCAUCCUUGUCCCUGCCCGAUUUGGCAAACGAGCUGAGAUUUCUCCGACGGGUCCGUCAUCCUCACAUCGUUGCGUUUCAAGGCGCCUGUAUCCUGCCACAUGCGGAAGUGUUGUUCCUGGUGGAGGAGUUGGUAAACGGCACCAGCUUGCAGUCGCUUCUGCCGGGAUCCCUGGAGCUGCGCCCCCAAGAGAAGCACGCGGUAUUACUGGGAAUCCUGCGAGCGUUGCGGUACUUGCACGGCUUGGUUCCUUCCGUGGCCCACGGGGACCUGAAGCCCAGCAACGUCCUGGUCCUGGAGCGCGACCGUUCUCCGAAGCUGAUCGAUUUUGGACUUUCGCGGAUUCGUCACAGCCACUCGCGCCAGCUGGGAGGAACACCACGCUACAUGGCGCCAGAGGUGCUUACCAAGACCAUCCAGAUGGCGAAGGCAGACAAGGCAGACAUGUUCUCAUUCGGCAGAGUGAUUUUCUUCGUGCUGGCCGCAGCGAAUCCUUUGCAGGGCCUGAGUGUUCAGGAUGUGGUCUCUCAGGCUGAGAGAAAUCAGGUACCGGACCUGCAGUGGCCACCAACUCCGGUCCCCUACGUCGAGCAUGCAAAGCGACUCAUCGACUCUUGUCUCAGGCCUUCACCUGAUGAACGCCCGAAUGCAGAGUCUGCAGAGCUGGCGCUGCGAGCCUGGCUCGAUGCCGACUCGCCCGAUCAAAACGACGGGGUCCACCUACGAGAGAUCAUCAACCACGACCGGACUGAGGUGGACCCGGAGACAAGGUUGGUGACCUCUUGCGCUGCAGCUGCCAAGCUUUACCUGGCGCAGAAAAACCAGAUCUGA